Molecule: messenger RNA, 1854 nt
Organism: Melitaea cinxia (Glanville fritillary)
Lineage: Eukaryota; Metazoa; Arthropoda; Insecta; Lepidoptera; Nymphalidae
Product: ceramide synthase 6-like
Exons: 6
Coding region: 1-783 (260 amino acids)
Biological process (GO): ceramide biosynthetic process
Cellular component (GO): membrane
Molecular function (GO): sphingosine N-acyltransferase activity
Source: RefSeq, a predicted model, not a curated record
AUGUCAGAACGACAAGUCGAAAGGUGGUGGCGUCUUCGCCGCAGUCAAGACAAACCCUCAUCUCUCGUCAAGUUCUGCGAGAACGCGUGGAGAUGUACAUUCUACUUCUAUAACUUUUCCUACGGGAUAUUCACCCUGUGGGAUAAAGAAUGGCUGUGGGAUAUAGACCAGUGUUACAUUGGUUAUCCUCAUCAGGGUAUAACGAGCGAUAUAUGGUGGUACUACAUGAUAUCGUCAGCGUUCUACUGGUCGCUAACGAUAUCCCAGUUUUGGGACGUACGACGCAAGGACUUUUGGCAGAUGUUCGUGCAUCACAUCGCCACCAUCGCGCUCAUAUGCUUCAGCUGGGUGUGCAACCUGCACCGCAUCGGCACCCUCGUACUACUUGUGCACGACUGCGCCGAUAUAUUCUUAGAAGCUGCAAAGGCGGCGAAGUACGCUGCCUAUCAGAAAAUAUGUGAUGCAAUAUUUGCAGUUUUUACCGUCAUUUGGAUUAUUACGAGGCUGGGGAUAUAUCCACUUUAUAUUAUUUGGAGUACAUCAAUACGAGCACCAAUGCUGUUGCCGAUGUUCGCCGCUUACUACAUCUUCAACUCUUUACUCUGCCUCCUUUUGGCACUUCAUAUGGUGUGGACGUGGCUUAUAUUGCUAGUGGCGUAUAAGGCGAUCAAUGCGGGAAAAAUGGAAGGCGAUAUCAGAAGUUCUAGCUCAGACGUCAGUGACAGUUCCCAUCACUCCAACCACAGUACACCUAAUAAAUAUAACAACAAAAAAGAUACAUAGGGGUCAGCAGCAUUAUGUCAAUUUAUUUGACAUGAGAUGUGACGAAGUUAACUUUCUUUUAAUUUAUAUAUCAAAUAAUAUCAGACAUGCCCUAUGACUUAUUAUAAAAAUAAUACAACUGGGAAAAAAGAUAGAUUAUCUUAAUGUGUUUACAGGAGCAACACUAUAUCGAAAUGAAAGUGUUGCCAUAUAGAGGCUUAUAUUUCAUUAAAAGAGUUCAUAUGUUAUUUAACUAACUUUUGUUAUAUACUGUUGUAUUUGCAAAAUUCGCUAGUCUUGUCCUUUUAAUACAAUAAUAAGUAAUGUAUGAAGUACUCUAACGUAUGAUAGUACAAGCAUAUGAAAAUAAUGGGUAAAUAUUCAUACAAAUACAUUUUCUAUAAAAAAAAUCUUGAUUCACCACGCUGCUCCGCCCUGGAUUGGCGAAUGAACACGUCUUACAGCUUGUAUGUUUUGGAAUUUAUCCCAUAACAUGCAUGCAUGCAUGUUUUAAAACGAUGCUAUUGCUUGAAGAAUUGAAUUUUAAAUACUUUUAUGCUCUUUUAAUACUUCCUUAUUUUCUAAUUCUAUCUAAUAUCUAAUACACUACUUUAUCCCUGUUGUUAAAAAGUUAAACGGGGUGAUUACAAGCGAGAGGCUUUAAAUUAAAGGACAUGUACCUACUCGUACUAUUCAUAAGUACUAUACAAAAAAAAAAUGGAAGCAGAAGUUCUAUUUUAACAGUCUUCCUUAAAAAUGGUAUGUAGUACCCAUCGUGUAUGAAAAUUCAACAUCACUUGGACAGUUGUACUGGAAUGUAAUACAUACAUGUUUUUGUAUAGUCCUGUUAUUAUUGUUAAGUCGAUGACACAAUAUGCCUUAUGUUGGAGUGAACAGAACAAUUUUAUUUUAUUUUUGACAAACAAAUAUAAUUGAAAUUAAUCUGUCUGUUUUAACAUAGAUUAUUCGUAAUGAGAUUUUUUUUUAAAUAAUUUACAGUAGUUAAUAUUUUACGUCUUAUGAUUUGAAAAGUUUCCUAAAUUUUAUAUACUUAUUGUACAUAUUUUUGCGUUUUAAAUAUACAAUAUCGAU